This is a messenger RNA of Phragmites australis (common reed), 1609 nucleotides long. RefSeq lists its product as uncharacterized. Gene Ontology annotation, cellular component: membrane. The transcript is spliced from 7 exons. Gene Ontology annotation, biological process: protein ubiquitination. The record is from RefSeq and is a predicted model, not a curated record. Bases 204 to 839 code for a protein of 211 amino acids. Gene Ontology annotation, molecular function: ubiquitin-protein transferase activity; zinc ion binding. NCBI's taxonomy places the organism in Eukaryota, Viridiplantae, Streptophyta, Magnoliopsida, Poales, Poaceae.
UGCAAGCAAGUUGUAGGAAAAACUGUAGGAAAUGAUAAAAUAACAUGGAAUAUUAGAAUAGCAAAAAUAAGGAAAGGCUACAGCAUUUUAGUAUUUCUUCUCCCUUCCCUCUGUCCUUGUUCUUGGAGUUGUUGUCCCGAGAAGCUAAAAAGGCCCCGCCUUUUGGCUCGUUCUUACCUACUCCAAGAAAGCUAGGGAGAGGGAUGGCGCGCACCGAGAAGGUUGCUGGCGAUGGCUGCUCCGGUGGCGAAGGCCAGGUGGAGGUGGAGGUCGGGUUGGGGGUGGACGGCAAGGGGGUCAUAGAGUGUCGGAUAUGCCAGGAGGAGGGGGAGGAGGACGCCAUGGACUCUCCCUGCGCUUGCUCCGGAACACUCAAGUUCGCCCACAGGAAAUGCAUACAGAGAUGGUGCAACAAGAAGGGGAAUAUUACGUGUGAAAUCUGCAACCAGGUUUACUCCCCAAAUUAUGUCCUCCCUCCAACCAAAUGUUGUUCAGGUGAAAUGGACAUGGAUCUUAGGCAAAACUGGGUUGGACGAAUUGAUCCUCAUGAUUCUCAUUUUCUAGCCAUUGCCAUCGCAGAGCAGCAGCUGCUGCAAGCUGAAUUUGAUGAUUGUGUGUCAUCAAAUUCUAGUGGUGUCACAUGCUGCCGAACCAUUGCUUUAAUUUUGAUGUUCCUUUUGCUUGUGCGCCAUGUAAUUGUUAUUGUGAGGGAUGUUAGCAUGCUACAAGAUGCAACAGUGCUGUUCAGUGCAACUCUUCAGUUCGCGGGAUUCUUUCUUCCUUGUUAUGUUAUAGCCCGUUCUUGCUAUGCUUUUCAACACCGGAGGCGAAGACAGUAAAUGGCAGGAGCACUGGCUUUCAAUUAGAAGAAAGAAUAGAAAUAAAGUUUCGGCCCCAAUCCACUGAUCAGGACCUAAGAACCGUUAGCAAUAUCUACAAUAAGCUGGAAGGGAGACAACUACCAAAAAAAUACACUCCCAGAUGGCUUGGUCCUGUUCUAGGCAUUUUCCUCAAUGGUUUGUUGCUGCAGCUCGUCAGGGAAGAAAGCCCUUCUCUCAUCGAUGUCCUCAUUCAUCCUGAAAGCCCUUCUCUCAUCGAUGUCCUCUUUCAUCCUGAAAGCAACUUGUUCUGCAUGUGGUUCUUCACCCUGAAAAAUGCAUAGUGAUUUGCGGCCUAUGGGUAAUGAGUACAUGAACAUCUGCGUGCCUGAAAUGUGACAUAUUGUUCUGUGUAAUGUGUUAAACAUCUUAUAUUCUUAUAUAUGUCAGGGAAUUAAGAAUAUCCGCCAAACUCAAAUCUCAGAAAGCAGGAACCAUCCUAUAUUCGUAAAGUCACGUUUAGCCUUCUAUUGCUUAGAUUUUUCAAGAACGUUCUAUCAGUUAGAUUUAUUCACGUGAAAUUCUUCUCUGAAUUGCUACCUGUAAUCCUCAAUCAAGACAACCCUAUACUGUUCCCAAUAUAAUGUCGGCUGCUGCUUGAAUCCAGUGUUGCUCGGUUGAGCUCCUCUGGUUUAUUUCACCAUGUCGCCCACUGCUAUUCUCCUGGCAUAUUUAUGCAUACAUGUGCAAUUUGUCCGAAAAGAACAGAAUCUAACUUGUCAUAUUGGUUA